Melitaea cinxia (Glanville fritillary) is the source of this 2169-nucleotide messenger RNA. It is a transcript of the gene Pgant2, whose product is annotated as polypeptide N-acetylgalactosaminyltransferase 2. Gene Ontology annotation, cellular component: Golgi apparatus. The transcript has 10 exons. Bases 1 to 1629 code for a protein of 542 amino acids. The record is from RefSeq and is a predicted model, not a curated record. Lineage: Eukaryota; Metazoa; Arthropoda; Insecta; Lepidoptera; Nymphalidae.
AUGAGGCGUAACGUGAAGAUUCUGUUUUUUCUGGGCACAGCCUGGAUUUUCGUCCUGUUUUACUUCAUGCAGCCUGAUUCGGCACAGACUAAGGAAGAAAACAUAGCUCUCAGGCUUAUAAAGCAGCAUUCAGAUGUUGAGGAGCCUGAGAGCAGUCCCGCUUCUCCCGAGGAGUACGGCACGGGUAGCACGGGGAGGUACUUCGAUGAGACGGGGUAUAUCGCGGGUGGCGCAAAGGACAACGACCCAUACGUGCGGAAUCGAUUCAAUCAGGCAGCGUCUGACAAUCUGCCCAGCAACCGAGCCGUCCCAGACACUAGAAAUGCCAUGUGCCGAUUAAAGAAAUACGACGAAGACCUGCCACAAACUAGUGUUAUUAUCACAUUCCACAACGAAGCUCGGUCGACACUAUUGCGCACCAUAGUGAGCGUCCUGAACCGAAGUCCGGAACAUCUCAUAAAAGAAAUUAUUUUAGUCGACGACUUCAGUGACAAUCCGGAAGAUGGCGCUGCUUUACGAGCAAUACGUAAGGUCCACGUUAUUCGUAACUCGAAACGCGAAGGGCUCAUGAGAUCCCGAGUCCGAGGAGCUGAUGCAGCCACCGCACCCGUCCUCACCUUCCUCGAUUCUCACGUCGAAUGCAACGUACACUGGCUGGAACCAUUGUUGCAGAGGAUAAAAGAGGAUCCAACUCGUGUGGUCUGCCCUGUCAUCGACGUGAUCAGCAUGGACACGUUCCAGUACAUUGGAGCGUCAGCGGACCUGAGAGGAGGUUUUGACUGGAACUUAGUGUUCAAGUGGGAGUACCUAUCACACGCUGAACGCAGCACUCGCCUCAGCGAUCCAACGCAAGUGAUAAGAACCCCGAUGAUAGCUGGAGGACUGUUCAGUAUGGAUAGAAAAUACUUCAACAAGUUAGGCAAAUACGACAUGAAGAUGGACGUAUGGGGUGGUGAAAACUUGGAAAUCUCGUUUAGAGUUUGGCAAUGUGGUGGAUCACUGGAAAUAGUUCCAUGCUCACGCGUCGGACACGUGUUCCGCAAACGACAUCCGUACACGUUCCCGGGAGGCUCUGGCGCUGUAUUUGCUAGGAACACAAGAAGAGCCGCAGAAGUCUGGAUGGAUGAUUACAAGGAACUCUAUUACCGGUCUCAACCUCUUGCCAAACAAGUUAAUUAUGGAGAUAUAUCAGAACGUGUUGCAAUACGAGAGAAGUUGCACUGCAAACCAUUCAGUUGGUAUCUCGAACACGUGUACCCAGAAUUGCAAGUUCCUGCUGUAGGAGGAGCGUCUUUUGCUAUAAGACAAGGACCGAGGUGUCUUGACACCAUGGGACACCUUGUUGACGGCACUUUGGGCAUGUACCCCUGCCACAACACCGGUGGCAAUCAAGAGUGGCGUUUCGAGAACGGUCUCAUACGUCACCAUAGUCUCUGUGUAUCCGUCGCAGAAGACCAAAUGACCGCCGCACUCGCCGCCUGCGAUGCGUCUGACCCUUCCCAACUCUGGACACGUAAAGGCUCCCUUAUACGACACGUCAAACUCGGCGCGUGCCUAGACUCGGACAGGCCCGCGUUGUACUUGGAACAGUGUGACGAUGAUAAGAUAAGUCAACAGUUUACUUUUUAAAAAUCGAAUGCAUUUUAAAUUUGAAGCAUACGGCCGCUUAUUACUAUCGAUCAUUCUAAGUUGCGAGUCUGGGUUGAUGUGCGUUCUACUCGGAACAAUGACACGAAGAGAAGUCAACAGUUUCAUUCUUGAAAAUAGAACUUAGUUUGAAUUUGGAACAACUUACUACUAUUAAACAUUCUAAGUGCUUGUCUAGAUAGAUCUGCGUUGUACUUGGAACGGUUUGACGACGUCAACAAUUUACUUAAUUUUGAAGAAUUGGUACUAAACUGUACUGAAAAUUUAAUUGAAUUUACUUUUGAAAUAUUAAUUUCAAAUUUUUUUUUUAUUAUUUCAAUUCGGAAAAAUAAAUAUAUGUCUAAACUUAAAAUAUCCUUAAUCAUCAUUCCAAGAAUAUGAUAGUAAAACUCAACAAUUCGGUUAUUUAUUCGGUUUUUUUUUUAAUUAUAUAAAAAUUAAAAUAGUCGUUUUAUAUAUUUCAAUAAAUUGUAGGAACAUGAAAAGUGUGACUUAAAAAUCACAUAAAAACUACUUUGGCAC